This is a messenger RNA of Mercenaria mercenaria, 4217 nucleotides long. Its product is annotated as transcription factor Sp9-like. The record is from RefSeq and is a predicted model, not a curated record. Gene Ontology annotation, biological process: regulation of transcription by RNA polymerase II. Bases 131 to 1360 code for a protein of 409 amino acids. Lineage: Eukaryota; Metazoa; Mollusca; Bivalvia; Venerida; Veneridae. The transcript has 2 exons. Gene Ontology annotation, molecular function: DNA-binding transcription factor activity, RNA polymerase II-specific; RNA polymerase II cis-regulatory region sequence-specific DNA binding.
UUGAAGAUGCGAUUUUAUCGAAUUCUUGCAUAUAAAAUCCUUUUAAUCUUCAUACAAGGUUAAAUGUAUAAGAUUGGAUUUUGGACAGCGGAGAAGAUAGGAUGUUUCAUGUUUAGUUUGGGAGAAUAAAAUGACCGGAGUCGCCGCUUUAGUUGGGGAUAUACAUCAUCCGCUAGGGGGCGCACCACUCGCAAUGCUUGCCGCACAGUGCAAUAAAAUCACAUCAAAAUCGCCGCCACCACUGGCAGACGCUGCCGUCGGUAAAGGAUUUUAUCCAUGGAAAAAACCAGAAUCGUCUGCGGAUCCUUCGAACUUUUUACUGGUUCCACAGCAAAGAAGUCCGUCUUUCGCACCGACGUCAUCACCAAGCUACGUCAGAACGAGCACCAGCAUUAACGGAAGUAGUCCGUAUAACAACGACUUGUUAUAUCCGACAAGUACAACAUCCGUAUCACAUAGUCAAAGUGAUUCGCCCCAAGCAUCUUCGUACCUACCAAAAAUGCAUGGCGAAUCAGCUUGGACUGAUAGUGGACUUUCUGGAAUGUACUCAAGAGUUGCAGGUGUAUCUGCACAACACUAUGACACUUGGCCAUUUGGUCUAGGUUCUAACUUGAAAUCUGAAGUAGCCGGUUCCGUUAAUCCGGUGGCGCCAUUUUGGGACAUGCAUACUGGAACUGGAAAUUUAUAUUCAGACAUGACUGCACCUACAUCUGGUCUACAUUCACAAAUGUCCAGUUAUCCAAGUGAUUUAAAGUUAGGACACUCACUUAGCUCAAGUUCAAGUUCACUAUUCUCAACCGGGCAACAAUUAUUCCAGGACCCUUACAAAGCAAUGUAUUCAUCCCCAAAUGAAUUAGGAACGAGCGCAGUAAGUCCGUUUCUUUCCAGACCCGGGCUUACAAACAUGCCUAGCCCGAAAUCAUCCAAACGGUAUUCCGGACGCGCGACUUGUGCGUGCCCGAACUGUCACGAAGCAGAGCGUCUCGGGCCUGCAGGUGCUCAUUUGAUAAAGAAAAACAUUCACAGUUGUCAUAUACCUGGAUGUGGGAAGGUUUAUGGAAAAACGUCACAUCUUAAAGCUCAUCUCCGCUGGCAUACCGGGGAACGCCCGUUUAUAUGUAACUGGUUAUUUUGUGGAAAACGCUUCACGCGCUCUGACGAACUUCAGCGCCACUUGCGCACGCACACCGGCGAGAAAAGAUUUGCUUGUCCGGUAUGUAAUAAGAAAUUCAUGCGCAGUGACCAUCUGAGUAAACAUGUAAAAACUCACAGUGAAGGCUCGAAAAAGAGUGAAAGUGACUCUGAAGAACAGACUAAUGCUGAAGAGAUUUCCAGCUCCAAGUCUAUAGAUACCAAAUAGAGAAAGUCGGAGCUUAAUGGAUAAAAACUGGUUAAAACAAAAACAGAAAAAGAGAGCUUUGUAUGGCGUUCAAGAUAUGAAUGAACUAUAAGUCAAUUCAUUCUAGUGUUGUUUUUUUUUAAUGAAUAUUUGUUUAGAAUUUCAAAAAUAUUUAAGAUUUUUUUGUGUACAUCGUCAGUUGCUUGUGAUUACAUAAAAAUAAUCGGAAGAGAAAAUUCUAUUAUAUUCCGUUCGGUCUUGGUUCUAUCUGUUGUGUUCUUGUAUUUAACAGCUCCAUUAUCAUUCAUUUACAUUAUCAUAGAAAGUAUACAGUUUUUUUUCAUUCAUUUGAUAGGCACGAUUGAUAUUUGCUUAUUUUGCAAACAUUCUCAGAUAUAUGAGUUGAAUGGAACUCGUUUCUGCAUAAAAACACACUUGCCCAGACAAAACCUUACAUAUAUAUUUAUGGCACGGACUUCCACACUUAUGAGUGUUAUUGUCUUCAUCGCGUGUAAUUGUGUAUCAAUAUGCUAAGAUUCAGUCUUGUGCUAGAAUAAAUAUAUGUUUGAAAAAAAUAUUAAAAAAUGUUAUAAGUACUGCAGAAAUUAGAUAAAAGAAGCUAAAGAGUUAAAUAUGGACUUUUUCUUGAUAAACGUCGACGUGUCAACUUCUUUGAACUUUUCAGAUUAAAUGUUUUUAUUUUUAAAUCAUUUGCUUAAAUUUUGAAAAAGAGACAUGUAACUGUCAAAUCUAUAAUUAUGUUUUAGGUAUAGGGUAAUCAGCCAGCAUGUUACUGAAAUCAUUACAUCUGCAAGAGAACGCAUAAUUGUCCGUUUUCAUUAAAAAAAAAAGAAUGUUGAACUAUCGACAAGCGAAACUAUUUUUUCUGCGGAACAGCACACGUAAAAUAAUCAAUUGUUCCAUCUUUACGAAAAAACUAUUUGUUGUUUAGUCCCAUAUAUAUUGUAGUGACAAUUUAUGUUAUGUGCGUGAAAGACUCUUAUACCUCGUAACAAAUGCGAUUGAAAUGUAGUGAACGUUCAUGAAAUUUAUGAGAUUAUAUAGGAAAUUUACACCUACAAAGUUGUUCGACACUGUCAAUAAUUUGAAAUUACCUUAUGUCAAGAACUAUUUGGCGCUUCCGUCCGAAUCUAUCAAACGGAAUUAUAUAUCAUCAUACAAUACAUAACAUUUAUUUUAUGCUUUUCAGUAAUUUCUAGAGUCUAAAUGGUGGAUUACAUUUUGGUAAAUUCCAUUGUCCAAACAGUGAGAUUAUCUCAUGUGAUUUCACUACAUAAAGGCAAAAGAAUAUUAAUAAUAUUUUAAAUAAUGGGAAAUUGUUAUAACUAGUUAAAAGAAAUAAAAAUUGUACUGAUUUUAUGUGUUUUGACAUAAAACUCAGCGUUUGUAUUCGGAUUAAAUUAAAAUAAUAGAAUUAUUUGUUUCAUGUGUGAAUUCUACGCUCAAUGUAUUACAUUGCGCAUCAUCCGGGUACAAAAAUAUCCCAAGGAUGCAUUUGAAACCAGUGUCAAAAUGCAUCAAAUAAAAGUGUAUUUGUUGAUUUUGGUGAAAUAUCAAAACAUAUUUCUUCUCGCGACCAUCACACAUGUAUAAUAAGAAUAUUUCGCAAGGUGCUCACCAAAUGUAAUAAAUAAGAAAUCUUCAAUCUUUUUUUCAAGCAUUCAGUGUCUGUUUCUGCCGGACAUCCAACCAUGAUUUAAUAAGACAGGAGGUACUUAUUAUGUCCUAUAGGAGCUAUCAAGUCGUACUUUGUAUUUGUUAUAUCCUGUAGGAGCUAUCAAGUCGUACUUUGUACUUUUUAUGUCCUAUAGGAGCUAUCAAGUCGUACUUUGUACUUAUUAUGUCCUAUAGGAGCUAUCAAGUCGUACCUUGUACUUAUUAUGUCCUAUAGGAGCUAUCAAGUCGUACUUUGUAUUUAUCAUAUCCUAUGUAAGAGUUAUCAAGUCGUACAUGGUACUUAUUAUGUCCUAUGUAGGAGUUAUCAAUUCGUACUUUGUACUUAUUAUGUCCUAUGUAAGAGUUAUCAAGCCGUACUUUGUACUUAUUAUGUCCUAUAAGAGUUAUCAAUUCGUACUUAGUACUUAUUAUGUCCUAAAAGAGUUAUCAAGUCGUAUUUAGUACUUAUUAUAUCCUACGUUGGAGUUAGUAAGUCGUAUAUGGUAUUCAUCAAUGUGUCCUACGUUGGAAUUACUACGAAUCUCUACAUUUUUUGAACUGGCUAUUACAGUUCAUAGAACCAAACAUCUUACAGGCGUUCCUUUAGUUUCCAGUUAGUUAAUACAAUGCAGUAUCAUGCAAUUAUUAUUUUAAAAUUAUUGACAUGGGCGGAAGUGACCACUUGAAUGGAGAUGACUCCCGCAUGUUGUGUCUUGUUGUUGUUUCUUGAUGGAAACCGCAGUAAUUUAACCAAUGAAAUAUUUGUUUCUGGACAAUUUUUAAACCACAUUAUAAGAUUUUUUUUCCUUCAGAAUUCUAUUAUGUAUACAAUGAAAUGUUUGAAAUAUUUGUUAUGAUUAAGAAAGAUUUUAGAAUGUGUACAAAACAUUUUUCGUGCAUAAUAGAUUAUAGCUGUACUUUAUUUUAGUCUCUUUGCUCACAGACACAUGUCGUACGCCAACCCCAGACUUUGUUAUAUGUGUACCUCACACAACCAUGUUUACAUUUACUAGAUUACAAAAUGAUCGAAAACAUGGGGGCACAGACGGAAUGUUCUGAUCUCAACAGCCUGCAUUUAUAUCAUUCGAUUUGCGUAUGGAAAUCUUCGACAACUUGCAGUUGUAAUUCAGUUAUUUUCAGUAAAUUUUACAUGCUGCUCUAUGAUUUGAUUAUAAUGUGAUAGUGAUUAAAUGAAUAUGAA